GUGACGUCAUUAGCACACUAGCGCCAGCUGUCACAGGGGCUAGCUGCUCUGGUACUAUUCGCGUCGUGUUUUGGAGUUUUUAAGUUAUGAUUUACCGUGUCUACCCCUCUGCCUCUUUUCAUAGAUUUUAGCAUAAACGUAUGUCCAAAGGUUCGGUGAGCCUUUGCAUUAGAUGCUUUUUUGUCGCAGAAUCUCCAGAAAGGGGUUAGCUGUAGCCGGCUAGCUUGUUGUUAGCUGCACAAAUCUGGUAUAGACAGGUUUUGCUUCUUGUCUUUGGAGUCAUUGUUCACUGAGGAAUUUAUACGUAUUGUUGUUGUAAAGAUAAUGCUGCUUUUUUAGCACAAAUUAUAUGUUUGCGAAAAUGCCUAUUACUAUAGAGUAAUGUUUUAGUAGUAGUAGUGUGAAUUUUGCUCUGUUAUGUUAGAUCCUGCUGACUGAUCUUAGUCAAUUAAUCUAAUUGGUUUCCAGUGAUCAAUUAUUUAUAAUUGGUAAUAAUUAACAAUAAUUAUUAACCAUGGAUAAAAAAUCCUUUGACAUCGUCCUAGAUGAGAUUAAAAAGUGUGUCCUGACGGACCAGCGCAUCAGAGCCAUAGAGCAGGUGCAUGGAUACUUCUCCAGUGAACAGGUGAUGGAGAUACUGAAAUAUUUUUCUUGGGCCGAACCUCAAAUCAAAGCUGUGAAAGCACUGCAGCAUAAAAUGGUGGCAAUCCCCACAACCAAAGUUGCAAAUAUAUUGAACUGCUUUACCUUCACAAAGGAUAGACUGGUUGUUUUGGAGCACAUUGCCCUAAAUAUUUCAGAUGCUCAGAAUUACAGACCAGUGGAAGAUCUAUUUCGGACACACCUGUCUGAGAAGAAGAGAGCCCGCAGGAUCCUAGAGCAGGUGUGUAAGGUUGGCUGUAAAGCCCCUGUUGCCAUGAUCUCAUCUUGUGGUAUUAUUCCUGGAAACCCUUACCCUAAAGGGAGACCCAGUCUCGUCUCUGGCACAUUUCCUGGUGUCCCUCCAGUAAAAAAGGAGGGAGAAAAGAAAGAUGACCACUCUAACAAUAUGGAUGGAAAAGGGAUUGCAUCACGAAUUCUUGGACCAUUUAAGCCGUUUCCUUCAUCCUAUAACCCUCAUCGACCUGUGCCCUAUCCUAUACCACCAUGCCGACCUCAUGCCACCAUUGCACCAAGUGCGUACAACAACGCAGGCCUUGUUUCUAUGGGAGGGGUUAUAACAGCCAACGUAGCUCCUCCCCCCUACAACAGCACCCAUAAAAUGUCAGGUUAUGCCAAACCAGGAAAUCCACAGAACGCUACACCUGGAGUUAAAAGUGGCCCCCUCCUUAUCCCUCAUGGCUCGACUCCAUCUACCCCUGUCCCUCCUCAGGCCUCUGCGGCUCAACAGGCUCCUACCACCCCCAUCACCCCGGUGUUUCCUGGCAUGGUGCCUUCAAACAACCCCAAUGCUCCCUCUCCUGCACCUGCACCCUCUCCCUCGGUCAUCAAAGGUGGACCACAGACUCCUAGUGGCCACAGUACUCCUGGACCCUCCUCUGUCAUCAAAAGCCACACACCAUCAAGCACCCCCUGUGGGACCCCAGUGCCCUUCCCCACCGCCUCCCGACCGGGCACUCCCGCCAAUCCCCGCUCUGACCUCCACCAGAACAACUCCGCACACCAGAAGGCUUUCUCACAGUCUAUGGAGCAUCAACACAACUUCCACAGCAGUCACCCGCAACAAGGUAACCACCCCGGGUCAGUGAUUCGGAGCUACUCCUCCCCUGGACCUGGAUCAUCGACCCCUAUAAACCCAAACUGUUCCACCCCAGGUCCGAGUCACAAACCUGCCCAAGCUCAUGCACUCCAAAGCGCAGCCGGAGCCCUGCAGGCAGAACAGCAGCGUGCAGCCUUGAGCAGACACACGGGGGGCAGCAGUGACAGUAACAGCCCCGUGCCCUCUGCCUUCAAAGGCACGCCACGCUCUGGCACACCCUCUGUCAGCUCACUGGUGGUGGGCUCUGCUCAGGCUGCUCUGGCUCGUUCACUAGGUCUACCACAGUCUGCUGGAUCACCUCAAGUCUCACUUCCAAGUCCUGUAGCCAUCUCCGCACUCCAAGGCCUACCCUCCAGCCCUGUGCCCUCUCAUUACCCUGGCCUGCCAUCUUUUCGGUCCCUUACUUCUUCUAUUCCUGCUUCCACUGAUCCAUCAUCUUUACCAGCAAUGCCUCCCUCCUCAAACAUGUCUACUCACCCUUCGACAACCAUCUACCCUGGCCUUGCUCCAAGCGCUGCCCCCUCUGCGGCUUCACCUUUCGGUCUGGGUCUUACCUCUGCACCCUCAAUAUUCCCAGGCCUUCCUCCGGGCCCUAACCCCACUGGGUUCCCUGGGCUGGGGGUCUCAGGGGGCCCUGGUGCAGGCAGCCCUGUGCUAUCCUCUUUCAUGGGACUGGCGCCGACAGUGGCAUCUUCAGUGGCAUCUGUGGCCCCUCUGCAGGCGGCCGCUGCAGCAGCAGGAGUCCCCUCCUCAUCCCCAGUGUUACCAGGCUUUGCCUCUGCAUUCAGCUCCAACUUUCAGCCUGGGUUGAGCAGUGGACUCCAGGCUCCAGGGGGAAGUGGGUUCCCAGGGCUGCUAUCGUUCCCUGGGGUACCAGGAUUCUCUCCCUCACCCUCUCCAGCGGCCCUCAGUGGUCUUCACAAUCCCAGCAUGCAGUCUGCUCUUCUACAGGCUCACUCCACACCUACCUUGGACAACUUUCCUCCUCAGCCCAACAGUUUCCCCAACUACCCCCCAGGGCCUGGAGCCCCUUUUUCCCUACAGCCAGGAUUGCACCCACAGCUCGGCUGGCAGUGAACAUUUUAAAGCAGUUUUCCUAGAUGGUCUCUGAGCCAAAACCUUUUUUAUAGACUUUUUUUUAAAGUCAUAACACUUAUGACAAACGCUACAUGUCAAUGAAUAGGUGUUCAUGGACAACACAUAAACAUGAUCAGAUAUGAGUAAAUUUGCCUGACAACAAAGUUAGAAUACUGUAAUUAUGUCUAAUGUUAGUGAAUUAUUAUUUAGUAAUGAGUUAUAGACUAUAAUCAUGUACAUGGGAUCAUGUAUUAAAGUGACUGUCCAGUUCUAGAACUUCAUCCUUGGAUGAAAUGAAUUUGAAAGGAGGAUGUCUGCUGUUACUGCUGGUUUAUGACGACGACUCCUGUGACCUCCUCUGUGGCAUACUGAAAUGUGCAGACAUGACAAAUCUGGUGCUGUUAAUCAUGAUUAGGAACAUGAAGCUGCCGAACUUUUCAAUGGAUUUUAAUCUUUUGUUAGGUGCAGCAUACCGGUAUAUUUAUUUGUAUGCUUACAAAUGCAAUGUGAACAUUUUGCCACCAUGGAAUGACAAUAACCGUUUCUUUUUUUUUUAAUAACAUUUUGUCUUGUUUAAGUAUUUCAAAUAUUGCGAUUUUCAUGAAUUGUCUCUACUUGACACUGCUCAUAAACCCUACUGUAAUGU
This is a messenger RNA of Periophthalmus magnuspinnatus, 3482 nucleotides long. RefSeq names its product proline and serine rich 1 (gene proser1). Lineage: Eukaryota; Metazoa; Chordata; Actinopteri; Gobiiformes; Gobiidae. The coding region runs from base 515 to 2836 and encodes 773 amino acids. The transcript has 12 exons. The record is from RefSeq and is a predicted model, not a curated record.